CGUGGGAGAAGGGAAUCGGAGAUGGAACGCUGAGCUAUGUUAUGGAUGAUGGAGAUGACAUAUACAUGCGCCCCUGGACAGGCACAAUAAUUGGACCUCGUAAUUCUGCUCACGAGGGGCAAAUCUAUCAGCUAAAGUUGUUCUGUGACAAGGACUACCCUGAGAACCCUCCUAGCGUCCGUUUCCACUCUCGAAUAAAUAUGACUUGUGUUAAUGCUGAGACUGGAGUGUUGGAGUCAAAGAAGUCUGGCAUUCUGGCUAAUUGGCAAAGAGAGAAUACGAUGGAGGACAUAUUGACUCAAUUGAAGAAGGAAAUGGCUGCUUCCCAUAAUCGAAAAGAAGGGGCGAAGAUGUUGAGAUGGAAUUUCUCAAAGAAGGCCGUCUAUAGGAGUGAUAUUGUAAAGGUUAAAAGUAGUUCACCAUAA
Molecule: messenger RNA, 425 nt
Organism: Dendrobium catenatum
Lineage: Eukaryota; Viridiplantae; Streptophyta; Magnoliopsida; Asparagales; Orchidaceae
Product: ubiquitin-conjugating enzyme E2 variant 1C-like
Exons: 3
Coding region: 42-425 (127 amino acids)
Biological process (GO): DNA damage tolerance; protein K63-linked ubiquitination
Cellular component (GO): nucleus
Source: RefSeq, a predicted model, not a curated record